UCUUCAAAUCCCGAUCUCUGAUCGUUUCUUUUGUUUCGAAGGUUGGUAGUGGGCAACAAUGGCGGAAGUUCAGAUGGGAGAAACAGAAACUUUUGCCUUCCAAGCAGAAAUCAACCAGCUUCUCAGCUUGAUUAUCAACACCUUCUACAGCAACAAGGAGAUAUUUCUCCGGGAGCUCAUUAGCAAUUCCUCUGAUGCGUUGGAUAAGAUCAGAUUUGAAAGCUUGACGGAUAAGAGCAAACUCGAUGCACAGCCGGAACUUUUCAUCAGGCUUGUUCCUGAUAAAGUUAACAAAACCUUAACGAUUAUUGACAGUGGUAUUGGGAUGACCAAAGCUGAUUUGGUGAACAAUUUGGGGACAAUCGCUAGGUCUGGGACCAAAGAGUUCAUGGAGGCCCUCCAGGCUGGGGCUGAUGUGAGCAUGAUUGGACAAUUCGGUGUGGGUUUCUAUUCGGCUUACCUCGUUGCGGAGAAAGUGAUUGUAACUAGCAAGCACAAUGACGACGAGCAGUACAUAUGGGAGUCGCAAGCCGGUGGCUCAUUCACCGUUACUCUUGAUCCUAAUGGAGAGCAGCUGGGAAGGGGAACAAAAAUUACGCUCUACUUGAAGGAAGACCAGAUGGAAUACUUGGAAGAGAGAAGAAUAAAGGAUCUUGUGAAGAAGCACUCCGAAUUCAUCAGCUAUCCUAUCUAUCUCUGGUCUGAGAAGACCACGGAGAAGGAGGUAAGUGAUGACGAAGAUGAGGAGGCCAAGAAAGAAGAAGAGGGUGAUGUUGAGGAAGUAGACGAGGAGAAGGAGACUAAAUCCAAGAAGAAGAAGGUCAAGGAGGUGUCCCAUGAGUGGGAGCUAAUCAACAAGCAGAAACCCAUCUGGCUGCGCAAGCCUGAGGAGAUCACCAAGGAUGAGUAUGCUUCUUUCUACAAGAGCCUGACCAACGACUGGGAGGAGCAUCUUGCUGUGAAGCACUUCUCUGUAGAAGGGCAGCUUGAAUUCAAGGCUAUUCUCUUUGUGCCAAAGAGGGCUCCAUUUGACUUGUUUGACACCAGGAAGAAGAUGAACAACAUCAAGCUCUACGUCCGGAGGGUCUUCAUAAUGGACAACUGCGAGGAGUUGAUCCCUGAUUACCUUGGAUUUGUAAAGGGUGUUGUGGACUCAGAUGAUCUCCCACUUAACAUCUCUCGUGAGACGCUUCAGCAGAACAAAAUUCUUAAGGUUAUCAGGAAGAACCUUGUGAAGAAGUGUAUCGAGAUGUUCACUGAGAUCUCCGAGAACAAGGAGGAUUACGGCAAGUUUUAUGAGGCAUUCUCGAAGAACCUAAAGCUGGGUAUUCACGAGGACAGCCAGAACAGGACCAAGAUAGCUGAUCUGCUCAGGUACCAUUCAACCAAGAGUGGUGAUGAUGUGACUAGUUUGAAGGACUAUGUUACCAGGAUGAAGGAGGGCCAGAAGGACAUCUUUUACAUUACUGGUGAGAGCAAGAAGGCCGUUGAGAAUUCCCCAUUCCUGGAGCGGCUAAAGAAGAAGGGCUAUGAAGUUCUGUUCAUGGUUGAUGCCAUAGAUGAGUAUGCUGUGGGGCAAUUGAAAGAAUAUGACGGGAAGAAGCUUGUCUCUGCAACCAAGGAAGGUCUGACGCUAGAUGAUGAGACGGAGGAAGAGAAGAAACAGAAAGAAGAGAAGAAGAAGUCCUUUGAGAAUCUGUGCAAGACCAUCAAGGAUAUUUUGGGUGACAAGGUGGAGAAGGUGCUUGUCUCUGACAGAAUUGUUGAUUCUCCUUGCUGCCUGGUGACAGGAGAAUAUGGAUGGACAGCAAACAUGGAGAGGAUCAUGAAGGCGCAGGCUCUGAGGGACAGCAGCAUGGGUUCUUAUAUGUCCAGCAAGAAGACCAUGGAGAUCAACCCUGACAAUGGCAUUAUGGAGGAGCUGAGGAAGAGAGCUGAAGUUGAUAAGAACGACAAGUCGAUCAAAGACUUGGUCUUGCUGCUCUUUGAAACUUCCCUUUUGAACUCUGGGUUCAGCUUGGAUGAUCCCAACACCUUCGCCACUAGAAUUCACAGGAUGCUUAAGUUGGGUCUGAGCAUUGAUGAGGAUGAAGCAGGCGGUGAAGAAUCUGAUAUGCCUGCUCUCGAGGAAGACGCAAAUGAGGAGAGCAAGAUGGAGGAAGUUGAUUAGA
Molecule: messenger RNA, 2171 nt
Organism: Telopea speciosissima
Lineage: Eukaryota; Viridiplantae; Streptophyta; Magnoliopsida; Proteales; Proteaceae
Product: heat shock protein 83-like
Exons: 4
Coding region: 59-2170 (703 amino acids)
Biological process (GO): protein stabilization; cellular response to heat; protein folding
Cellular component (GO): cytosol; protein-containing complex; plasma membrane
Molecular function (GO): ATP hydrolysis activity; ATP binding; ATP-dependent protein folding chaperone
Source: RefSeq, a predicted model, not a curated record